Molecule: messenger RNA, 2901 nt
Organism: Sycon ciliatum
Lineage: Eukaryota; Metazoa; Porifera; Calcarea; Leucosolenida; Sycettidae
Product: P-selectin-like
Exons: 10
Coding region: 32-1930 (632 amino acids)
Source: RefSeq, a predicted model, not a curated record
GGUCCCGGAUGUAACCAGGUGUUCCAUCAAUAUGAAGCUCUCGGAAGGGUUUCUUGGACUUCUUUGCGUUUCGGCUGUCUUAUGGAAUGGAUACAAUGCUAAGCCACACGUGGAAACCUUCAAUUGUAAUGUUGCGACUGGCAUGCAUCUUAUCAGCAAGAAUCGGUGGGCCAACACAUCAGAAUCCUCUGUUCAUACAACGUGUGCCAGCGUCGGAUAUAUAGUCAUUACCAGAGUGGAAGCUGAAGGGACAUGUGUUCAAGCAUUCGUGAACCAUAUAAGUGACAGAGUUGGAUCAAGCACUGUGAUCUGGGUUGAUAAUGGCACUUCCAUCUCUUGUUACAAGAAUACAACUGGUCCAUGCCCCACACUUGCUACACCCGUUUGCAAACGCACAGGGACAAUUGCAGCUCCGGGAAGUACAAGUUGCCCACGGUUCCAGGGCAACUUUCUGCCAAAUGGAAUGCUUACAUAUCCCUCCGGUACAACUUUCCCCUCGCAAGCUCUCAUCGAUUGCAAUCCUGGAUACUACUCUUCAGGUCUUCCAUUACUUAACUGUAAUCCGGAUGGAAGUUGGUUUGGAAUUUUACUCUGCCAAGCAUAUGAUUGCAAAUCCUCACUAGCAAUUCGUCAUGGAAAGAUUUUGGGCACAUCACCGCUGUUUACUGCGAGUUGCAACCUUGGUUACAAGCUGGUAGGUGAUCCUCGGAUAACAUGUACCAGCGCCAUUGGAAGCACAAAGGUACCAUCAUGCUCACAAAUGUUUUAUUGCGCGCUACCAACGGUAAUUCAGAAUGGGACAGUAUCAGGAAGCUCACCGCUUUUCACUGUUAGCUGUGAACGUGGUUUCAAGCUGGUUGGCGAUGCUCAAGUUAUAUGUACCAGCAAUACAACAACUACCUGCGUGCCGCAAUGCUUGCAAAUUACCUGCGGUGCUCCUUUGACCCCGGUAAAUGGACUUACCACUGUACACUCGCUCACUACAUUCAGUAAGGCGUACUACAUCUGCAAGGCUGGCUUUGUGGCAGUGGGGGAUACCUCUACUACCUGUGAGGCCGACGGAUCUUGGUCUGGUAGACCACCUAUUUGCGUCCAAAUACAAUGCCCACAACUUGCUCCCCCCAAUAACGGUACCAUUGAAACAAGCUCUCAUUCUGUAUUUGGUGUCACCGAGUUUCGAUGUGGUGAAGGAUACUCACUCCUCGGCAAAUCAUCAGCAGUUUGCAUGAGUGAUGGGAAUUGGUCCUCAGCUACACCCAAAUGUGAAGAAAUACAAUGCCCACAACUUGCUGCCCCCAAUAACGGUACCAUUGAAACAAGCUCACAUUCUGUAUUUGGUGUCAGCGAGUUUCGAUGUGGUGAAGGAUACUCACUCCUCGGCAAAUCAUCAGCAGUUUGCAUGAGUGAUGGGAAUUGGUCCUCUGCUACACCAAAAUGUGAAGGGAAUUGGUGCAAAGAAAUACCUAUUAUCAAUAACGGGCGCAUCAUAUCGUCAACCACACUCCAUACAAUAGGAAGCUUGUCUGUUGUCGUUUGUUCCGUUGGAUUCUACCUUGUCGGCAAUGCAACUGUUCAGUGUACCAAAAACGGAAAUUGGGAUACAACAACAUUUCCCACGUGCGUAGGAAUUGGCAACGUCACCCGAAAUGACACAUCUGAUGACAAGAGUAGAACCUCCCAGACAAUGUUUGAACCUUAUCUUGUGGGAGGUGCGGCAGGAAUUGUUGUGGGAUUUGCAGUUGCUGUAGUAGUGGUUGCUGUUUGGAUGAGGGUUAAGACAGACGGAAAGUUAAAGAUCACAGUGGAAUCAACAGAGCCAUUUCCUGCGCCUGUUUCUGUUGAACUAAUUGAGAACAGUGCUUAUGGAGCGGUAGAUGUCCCUGAAGUUCAAAACGAGUGCGUUUAUGAGCCUGUAGACGAACUGUCGUAAUGCAUUGCCACAUAUUGGAUUUAUAAAUGAUUUAUUUCGCCAUGCAGAGUUUUGAACGCUUGCGCAGAUUUCAUGUGUGUCAACUGUCUUUCGACUUCCCUUUUCCGUGUCCUCAAGUGAUGUAUACUGCACGUACAUGUAUGCCUGAUAACAAAUAUUCGAACUUAGAGCGGCCGUCCCCCAGUUCCAAUUUCCUUCUUUCUGAUGUAACACGAUAAAUCCUUUUAGCCCUAGACCAAAACCAUCUUGCAGUUCGUGCCACCUUUACACGUUGUCGCAGGAAACCUUGGGAACUCACAACAAGUUGGAGGGUUUUGUACGAUUUCAUAAACAUUCGAUUGUUCAGAUAACGGAUAUUAUAGUUUCCGACCCGUUCUCUCAAACGUUUCCAUUAGACGUAUAUCACUCUGCCUCAUCGGAUGUUGCUGUUUCAACCUUCACCUGCAAUACAAAGCAUUCGGAGUAAUGAACCGGUCGAUUUAUGUAAAGCUGUGCCAAUCCAAAGACACUAUACAACCCUGUAGGAAUAUUCACUACAUCCUCUUUUUUUAAUCGAAAAUUUAUCUUUUUGAAACACACCUUACAUAGAUGUACAUGCAACGCAUGUUUGCCCAGGAUUCAGUUUGGCUCCAUUCAAUGUCCCGGGCCAGAAUACUUGGAAUUACCUACAUGCCUCGAUCGUAAUAAUGAAUGUUAUGGAAAGGUUCACUCAUGAUCUAUUUGUAACGUUGAUAGGAGUUGCUUUUGUACGGGCAAUCAGGAUACAAUUCACAGUGGCAUGGCGAAUGAUUAGAACACAACACCAAAAAAAGAAUGUCGUUAGGAUAAUAUUUCUUGUCUUUCUCCUUUUUUGGAUAUACUUGUAUGCUUGAUUCCACAAACCUGCAUCAAUUUUAUACUUUUGAGCACACUGCUGUAGCGUAGUUGUAGUUUGUUGACAGCAUAUUAUCGUCAUCCUCUUCGUCAUAGUU